UUGGCGCCUUUUUCUAAAUUUAAAAAAGAUAUUUUAAAAGUAACGACUAUUUUGUUUUGACACAUUUUUAUCAGCCAAAUGUCACAUUGUGAUUAUGAUACAAUAUUUUAUAGAGUAUUCUGUGCAACGGUAUUAGGUAUAGCAUUUACAUUCACAGUUAUUUUGACUAAUGUCUUCAUUGAUAUUGAUGGGUUGUUAUCAAAGAAAGACACCGUCACGGAGUCCACAUCCAACUUUGAAAGUUACAGAACAGAAGAUGUUAAGAAUGAUGUUCAAUAUGAUGAUGGGAGUGAUGACGCAGAUCCGUAUAGGGGUAAAAGAUCAAUAGAACCCGACAACUUUUUGUUUCAAGUUAAAAACCCAAACAUAAAGAAAAUGUUAACAAACAAACUAGCAAAUUUACUUGAAGAAUUGGACGAAGAAGAAUCAACGAAAACGAACGGUAAUGUUAGACAGCCGAAAGAAGACACAGAAAAUAUUGAUAAUAAUCAAAAAGAUAAAAAUACAGAGCAAAAUAAUGAUAACAUGCUGCACUUAGCAAUGCACAAUAUUCUUUUACAAGGUAUUAUUGGUCAUAUGGAUUUAAACAAUGUGUACAAAAAGGUGCACCUCCUUGUCAAGAAUUUUUACGAACAUAACACCGAAGCGCCUAAGAAUGCUAUAAAAACUUCAAAGGAAAUACCAGAAUAUACAAAGCAAAAUGAAGAAGAAAAGUUUUUUGAAGAGCUCUUGAAAUGUAAAACUUUAAAGAACCAAGUCAAUGAUAUAAAAAAUAAUAGCCAACAAAUUAAUACACAGAAAGAACCUAAAGUAGUAAUUAAAACAGUUAUUGAAAUAAAUGAUAAAGGAAAACUUCAGAGAGACAAUAGCUCACACAAUAACGAUAUCAUAGGCUUAAUUAAACUUAUAUAUAACGGAAAGUCAAUAAAAAUUGAAAAACUUGAAGAUUCAUACGUAAAAUCGGGCAAUGACAAUGACGGACAAAUGACUUCAAAUGCGCAAAAAUCAAACAAAAAGUCGACAUAUUUUACUGGCAUUCCUCCUAUUCCAGAGAAACAACUGUCUGAUCCAAAUUGGAAUAAAAUUAUCGAGAAUUACCUGAAACAAUACCCAGUCGGUAAAGAUUUUGUAAAAAAUAUAGAAAAUAAAAUAAACCGAAAAAAACGACAAAUUAAAAUUCAUUACCUCGAUAGCAAACACGCAACUGAUAAACCUAAAACUGCUGAAAAAAUUAAAAAAGAUGAUGAAGAAUUAUAUAUUGAAAUUGAAACACAUUUUGAUGGUAAAGGUAUUAAAGGGGAAAAGAAAAAGAAGUUAGUUCGAAGUCUUAUCGAUAAAAUUCAAAAGGCAAUUCACGAUGACGGGCACACUACAACUCAUAAGAAGAGUAUGUCAAAUCACAUUAAAAUCAUGAAGAGGAACCAAGAUCCAAUCAAAAUGAAAAAUGACUUUUUCUUAAGCAAAAUUGUUCCAGCAAUCCGCGAUAUUGAACAUAGACAAUUAGAUCCUAUUAACAAUAUAAUAUCUCCUAUUUAUGAUAAUUUCAAUUAUAACAGUGAUAGAAUUUGGAAUUCGAAAGUAGUAUCCCCAAAAGUUUACUCAAGACCACCACUAGAUGCCGUUGAAAUGGGCAACUUUCUAGUGAACUACAAUAAUAAAAUAUCUAAAAGGGACCAAAAACCAAUAACUAUUGAAGAAAACAGAUUUAAAAAUACAGAUAAUGAUCUAAACAACGUUACAUUUUAUUUGAAAGAUAUUGAUGGCUCUGGGUUUUCAGUUGGUUUCAAUCAAUAUGUUGAUGAGCCACCAGACAUGGAAAGCUUAAAACUUUUCAAUGGUGUAGAAAAUCUUAUUCAAGAAUAUCAUAAUACUUAUGACAACUCUAAUAAAGUUGAUAAGGUCUCAGUCAACGUAAAUAAUGAAAAAGUAGAGAAGUAUAUUGAAAGAGAACAAGAAAGUAUAUCAAAUUCUCAUGUUUUUCGGCGAUCAGUCAACAAUGACCCAAAUUUAAAUUAUUCGUAUAAAAAAUUUAUUAAAAAAUUAAUCAAACCAUUAAAUUACUAUAAACCCUGGAAAUUCAAUGGCAAAUCAUCAAACAGAAUAUUUAGGAAUAGAAAAUAUAAGACUAGUCGCUCGCCCGGUACAAUAAAUGUUGUGUCGAAACCAAUUAAAAUAAAUGAUUUAUCUGUUGCUUUUAUAAACAACUAUUAUAAUGAGAUACCAAAAAAAUAUAAAGUGGAUUCUUUGGAAAAUACAUUAAAAAGACGUAAACGAUCGGUAAGUGUGAAAAAAAUAUCAAACCUUAAUUCUAAAAUUAAAUUAAAUAGAUUUAUAAACAUCAAUCCUAAAUUUACUAAAAAAACAUUCAAACCUAGUAAAAGGAACAAAAGAGAAUUGAAUAAAAUAAGAAUUAUAGCUAGAGAACGAUCUAAGGGAAAAAAAUCAAAUGAAGAAAAUGUAAUUUUAUUAUCACCAAGUGAUGUGUACUCGAAGACCAAAGGAAACAUACCAGAAACAGAUGCAAGUGAUACCCAAAACAGUGACACGGUACCAUUUUCUGAAUUCCUUAAUUUAAACUAUCCCAACCAACCAUUAAUUGAUGAAUAUCGCAAUGAACCUCAAACUUUGUCUAUGCCUCAAUAUCCUCAUAUAUUUUUUGAAGAACAGACGUCAAGAGAAUAUUCGAGAGAGGAUAUCUCUGUAAAACCUUAUAGAAUUCAAGCUAAGCCAAAUGUCAGACAACUAACCAACCAACCAUCUGAAGUUAUAACUGAACGAUCUUCAGCUGUUUUUUCUAAUGUAAAGCUACCAGGUGUUGAAGAAAUUGUCAACGCUAUUUUACCACCCAAAUCCAAUUAUAAGGUCACUGUUAAAAUAUCACCGAAAAAUACAUCUGGUAUUCACAAUGGUUUCAAGGAAGUUCACACAAGUGUAAAUAAAAGUUACGACCGGAACGGUUUCCGUUAUUUUUCGUUAUUAAAUGUAUCACAGUUUUCUAAAGUUGAAAAUGUUAAUGAAAGUAACAUCAUGCCUGAAAAUAGAAGAAACAUACCAUUCACACCUGUUAAUAACGAAUUGAAAGAAAAAGAAAAACAAAUACAAACUUUAUUUCAAUUUCAUAAAAAGAGAAUUGAUUCACAGUUAGAUAAUUUGAAACAAGAAAAAACAUUUAUAGAAAAUAUAUUACAUAAAAAGGAGAUAUAUGAGGACACUACAAUUGAAACAAAUGAAAAUUUUAGAGAUCCAGAUAACAUAAUAAAUGUAAUAAGAAAAAUUGAAAAACCACGUACUACCACUCCUAAAACAUUUUGCACAGUAACACAAGCUGUUCAAACUAAGGAAAGAAAACAACCCGUUGACCAAGAAAAGAAAAUUCUAAUAAGCACAAUACAAAACAAUGAGCAAACUACGAAGGAGAUUUUAAAGAAAAUCGAUAUUAAUACAGACUUACUGCGACAAUUCCUACACAAAUUAACUUUACAAACAAUAUCAUCGACGACAGAACAUUUUGCUAGAGUAUAUGAAGUUAAUAAUUAUUACCAUCAAAAAGACUUACGGAAUAGUUCCGAAAAUAAACCAAUUUCAUUACCACAGAAUCAUUACGCGGAGGAAAUGGUUAAGCAUAAAUUUUCGACUCAAAAACCGGAUUUUCAGAUAAGAAACAACCAGUCAAGAUUCUUCAUAGACGAUCUAGAAGAUUACAACUCGGUUUCCGCUACUAUUAAAAUUAAUACUACUCGUUUGUAAAUAUUAU
Molecule: messenger RNA, 3754 nt
Organism: Pieris rapae (cabbage white)
Lineage: Eukaryota; Metazoa; Arthropoda; Insecta; Lepidoptera; Pieridae
Product: MATH and LRR domain-containing protein PFE0570w-like
Exons: 6
Coding region: 79-3747 (1222 amino acids)
Source: RefSeq, a predicted model, not a curated record